Gigantopelta aegis is the source of this 485-nucleotide messenger RNA. Its product is annotated as 40S ribosomal protein S17-like. Bases 23 to 427 code for a protein of 134 amino acids. The record is from RefSeq and is a predicted model, not a curated record. Gene Ontology annotation, cellular component: ribosome. The transcript has 5 exons. Gene Ontology annotation, molecular function: structural constituent of ribosome. Gene Ontology annotation, biological process: translation. Lineage: Eukaryota; Metazoa; Mollusca; Gastropoda; Neomphalida; Peltospiridae.
CCUUUUCCGCAUGUAAUUCAACAUGGCGCGUGUUCGGACAAAGACUGUGAAAAAGGCUGCCCGUGUAAUUAUUGAGAAGUACUACACAAAACUGACUCUGGACUUUCACACAAACAAGCGAGUUUGUGAGGAAAUAGCCAUUAUUCCCAGUAAGAAGUUGAGAAACAAGGUUGCUGGGUUUGUGACCCAUUUGAUGAAGAGGAUUCAGCGUGGCCCAGUGCGCGGUAUCUCCAUCAAGCUGCAGGAGGAGGAGCGAGAACGAAGAGACAACUACGUCCCAGAGGUGUCUGCUAUUGACAUGGAUAUCAUUGAAGUGGAUCCAGACACAAAGGAGAUGUUGAAGUCUUUGGACUUUGCCAAUAUCUCCAAUCUUCAAGUGACUCAGCCGAUUGCUACAGUGAGCAGUUUCCGGGGUCCACGGACAUGAAUGUGAACAUUGGGACAGUAUAAAAACUAUAAUUAAAAAAAAAUAUAAAAAACUAAAA